Molecule: messenger RNA, 318 nt
Organism: Pochonia chlamydosporia 170
Lineage: Eukaryota; Fungi; Ascomycota; Sordariomycetes; Hypocreales; Clavicipitaceae
Exons: 1
Coding region: 1-318 (105 amino acids)
Source: RefSeq, a predicted model, not a curated record
AUGCAGCUCCUAGGCAAUGAUGACAGCAACGUAGCCGCCGUGCUUUGGUUUGAGGUGGUACCAGGUCUGCGAGAACGGUUGGACAGGAGUCAAACACAGAAUGAGGCGCCAAGUUCACUCCCAACUUCCUCUGAACAGAAAGACUCUGCGUCAACUUCAUGUCGACACAGCCUUACGAGACAUCAAAGACACGUUGACACUACAUCCAUUCCCCUUUGUCUGCUAGUAAGUGCAGGCCCGAGCGAUGAUUCACCGAAUCCACUAGCGGCGGCCAUCCCGUCAUGGCAGCCGUUGUAUCCUCUUGAGGAGGAGCUUUAA